Messenger RNA from Owenia fusiformis, 1984 nucleotides. NCBI's taxonomy places the organism in Eukaryota, Metazoa, Annelida, Polychaeta, Sabellida, Oweniidae. The record is from the annotation of a GenBank genome assembly.
AUUCAGACACAACCAUUGAUAAUUCAACAAACAAGAGCUCUUCAAAUACAUUCUUGAGAAGCGACACCUAUACGUAAAAACUGAACAUAAAGAGCCAUACGGUGGAAAAGAUAUCGUAGACAUUGUAACUACAGCUAGAAUAAGAUAUCGCAGACAUUUUAACCACAGCUAUAAGAAGAUAUCGCGAACAUUGCAACCACGGCUAGAAUAUAUCGCAGACAUAGUAACUACAGCUAUACAAAUAUAUCGCAGACAUUGUAACUACAGCUAUAGGAAUAUAUUGCAAACAUUGUAACUACAGCUAUAGGAAUAUAUUCUAAACAUUGUAACUACAGCUAUAGGAAUAUAUCGCAGACAUUGUAACUACAGCUAUAGGAAUAUAUUGCAAACAUUGUAACUACAGCUAUAGGAAUAUAUUCCAAACAUUGUAACUACAGCUAUAGGAAUAUAUUGCAAACAUUGUAACUACAGCUAUAGGAAUAUAUUGCAAAAAUUGUAACUACAGCUAUAGGAAUAUAUUGAAAACAUUGUAACUACAGUUAUAGGAAUAUAUUGCAAACAUUGUAGCUACAGCUAUAUGAAUAUAUUGCAAACAUUAUAACUACAGCUAUAGGAAUAUAUUGCAAACAUUGUAGCUACAGCUGUAGGAAUAUAUUGCAAACAUUCGAACUACAGCUAUAAGACGACAAUAUGGCACAACUGCAGUUGAAACAAGAGGUACAGUCACAUGCCAAUCUUGCAAAUAUUUUCGUGGAAUGUAAGCCAAAAACGAUCCAUCGACUUUCACAGGCGAAACUGAAUAGAACAUCUACAGUUGCAACAUUACAAGAACUCAUCAAGCCUGAAGCUGAGUCAAAUUCAGUUAAAGAUGUUAAACCCGAAUCAAGUUCAGAAGAUCUUGAGCCGGGAAAUAACCAAAAGGUUGUAAAGCAGAAGAGGCGAGCCAACCGAGUGGGUAGGUUGUUCAGUCUUGUUAAGAAAGUCAGACGCGGGCUUCACGCCAACAAAAAAGAAAUAAGUAAACAAGAUAACUUUAAUAACAUCACAUGCCCUAUAGAUGGCGUUUUGGAAAGGCAGACGACAUUAACGAUAGAAGAUCCAUCCGGCACAAUGUUGAAAAAUUGUCGUAAAAGCAUCCUCAAAAACAAAACUGACCUUGAGUGUCGACAUCCUACCGAAAAAUUCAAAAUCGAGAAAACUUCUGAACUCUUGAAUAGAAUAUGUACAAAGGACAUACUUAUCCCAGGAGAGGUAAACGAUACGGUAUGUUCCCAGAACCAGAUAACAAGUAUCAAGCCAGAAAUAUUAAGAGCGGACAAAUCUUACUUUGCCCAUGUACCUCUCCAUAAGGAUAAUGGUCCAUGCCAUACCAUACCCUCAUCCAAAGAUAAAGACAUUUUCGACUUGGAUCUAGAUAAUUAUACAUAUUACGAAUCAUCCAACGUUAUUUUCGUUAUUAGCAAGGAAGCUAAUUGUGACAAUAUUUUCAAUCAAUAUCAUCCUGAGGGCCUGCAUAGGACAACACUGAAGAGGCAACCCACCGAGACAAAGAUCGUGGGUGGGAUAAAGCAUACAGAGCUAUAAUUACAAAACUAUACAUGCCAUGCCACUUAUCUAUUAUUAAAAAACUUAUUUUUGUACAUGAAAGUUUAAAUGUUGCCAAUCCAAUCAAACUUUAUGAUUGAAUAAAUGCCAAUUUUUGAUGAAAGACAAACAAGUUGUUUUUGUAUUAUAAUGUACCAUCUAUUAUAAAAUACUACAGGAAGAAAAAUAAGUUGUUUUUGACAAAUGGAAAACAGUUUCAAAACACAGUCUACCUUUUUAUACUUAACAAUUGUGCAGCUAGACUUACCUCAAGACUGUAUACCCCCCGGUAUACCCCCCUUAUUUACUUCACAUUUCAUUGUUGUGUUGGGAAGGUGACGUACAGAGAGGGGCACACAGUCUUAAGGCAAGACUAGUGUGCAACCCCUUAACUGUGCCA